Messenger RNA from Pipistrellus nathusii (Nathusius's pipistrelle), 360 nucleotides. Lineage: Eukaryota; Metazoa; Chordata; Mammalia; Chiroptera; Vespertilionidae. The record is from the annotation of a GenBank genome assembly.
AUGAAGGCGCUGAGCCCGGUGCGCGGCUGCUACGAGGCGGUGUGCUGCCUGUCGGAACGGAGCCUGGCAAUCGCGCGGGGCCGCGGCAAGGGCCCGGCAGCGGAGGAGCCGCUGAGCCUGCUGGAUGACAUGAACCACUGCUACUCGCGCCUGCGGGAGCUGGUCCCCGGCGUCCCGCGGGGCACCCAGCUUAGCCAGGUGGAAAUCCUGCAGCGUGUCAUCGACUACAUCCUCGACCUGCAGGUGGUCCUGGCCGAGCCCGCCCCCGGACCCCCGGACGGCCCGCAUCUUCCCAUCCAGACAGCGGACCUCUCUCCAGAACUUGUGAUCUCCAACGACAAGAGGAGCUUGUGCCACUGA